UUUGUUAUCAAUUUUCCCCACUUUUUGCUAAUAACUGUAAUUAUAGUCAUUAUAUAAAGUCAUUAAUUGUAAGACAUUUUGAAUUGAAUUGAAAAUAAUGUCUAAACUAUUAAUACGACAAACACUGAGAUUGCCUCAGAUUUUAGCCACAAAUCUGACAAAAAGUGGUCAAUUCAGUGGACAUAUCACUGGACAUCAACUGUUGAUCAGAGGUUUCAGUCAGACAUCACCCAUGAAUCGCAUCGAGAAUGUGCUGAUCAUUGGAUCAGGUCUUAUGGGCUCAGGUAUCGCCCAGUCGUGUGCCACCACUAAUCGCUUCAAAUCAAUCACAUUACAAGACAUCUCUGAGGAUCAGUUGUCUAAAGCCAAGACUCGUAUCACUCAAAGUCUCACUAAUAUUAAAGAGAAGAAGAAAGCAAACAUCGGUGAUGUGAACGAAGUGGUCAGUCGUAUAACACUGUCCACUGAACGCAAACCCCAAUCUGAAGACAAUCUAUUGAUUAUCGAAGCGAUUCCGGAAUUAUUGGAACCAAAGCAGAGAAUAUUCAAAGAAUUGUGUGAGAGCUUUAAGGACAACAAAUCGGUUAUAUUCGUGACCAACACUUCUUCGCUUCCAUGCUAUGAAAUCGGCAAAUAUGUCGAUUGCAAAGACAGAUUUGGCGGACUUCACUUCUUCAAUCCGGUGCCACUCAUGAAACUCGUGGAAAUCGUCAAAGUCCAGGGAACUAAUGAGCAAACCUUUGAACUGUUGCAACAAUUUGUCAAAGAUGCGGAUAAAGUGGGUGUCGCCUGUAAGGAUACGCCGGGAUUUAUUGUGAACCGAUUGUUAGUGCCAUACAUGCAGGAAGCCGUCAGACUCUUGGAGAGAGGAGACGCCACGGCCCGGGACAUCGACACUGCAAUGAAAUUGGGCGCCGGAUAUCCUAUGGGUCCUUUUGAACUGAUGGGUAAG
Molecule: messenger RNA, 952 nt
Organism: Oppiella nova
Lineage: Eukaryota; Metazoa; Arthropoda; Arachnida; Sarcoptiformes; Oppiidae
Source: the annotation of a GenBank genome assembly